CGAUGUCGCCGGCCAGGCGGGACCCUCCGCGGACGUUCCUCAGCUUCUCCCAGCUGCUGCUGCCGAGCGGGGGCCUGGGACCCCAGCUCCCGCGGCCCAAGAUCAGCUACCUGGAGGUGGAGAUCCUCGACCAGAGAACCGGGGCGCCCGUGUCCGUCAUAGACAAGGUGCAUCCGUCCUCAACAGUACUUGACUUGAAAAAUCGCUUCCAUAAAGCAUGUCCUGGGUGGUGCCCAUCCCGAACAGGCCUCCGUACUGACCCCAACGGGCCUUUCCUGCCGGACGCCUGCGUCAUGGAGACCAUCGCCACCUCCUCGUUGGUCUCGGUCUACCCCACGGACCUGGGUCGGCAGGUCGGCUGGACCGCGGUGUUUCUGAGUCAGUAUGUCGGCCCUCUGCUGAUAUACCUGCUGUUUUAUCUGCGCCUGUCGAACGUGUACCAGGACUCUGUAAACAGCCCGCGGCCUCUUGUAGUGCACCUGGCCUGUUUCUGCCACUCUCUGCACUACAUCAAACAUCUUCUGGAGACUCUGUUUGUUCACAAGCUGUGCGAGGGAUCCACUCCCCUGCGAAACCUGCUCAAGGGCUGUGCCUUCUACUGGGGCUUCACGGCCUGGUUGGGAUAUUACAUCAACCACCCGCUCUACACCCCCCCACACUAUGCAAGCAAACAAGUUAUUCCAUCCCUUGUCUGGUUUUUGUUUUGUGAAGCAGGCAAUUUCCAUAUCAACAUGGCUUUGGCCCGGCACAAUCAGAAGGCUUUGUAUCCUGCGCCCACCUGCAACCCCUUCUCCUGGCUCUUCAAGCUGGUGCACUGCCCCCACUACACGUAUGAGAUUGGAGCGUGGUUAAGUUUCACCAUCAUGACUCAAACCGUGCCCGUGGCGGUGUUCGCGGCGCUGGUCUCGGCUCAGAUGGUCCUGCGGGCCAGGAAGAGGCAUCGCAAGUUCCUGAGGCGGCGGCCGGGCGGGGUCAGAGGUCACCGCAGGACGGCGGUCAUCCCUUUCAUCCUGUAGCGCCGGGCGGCGGGCCAAAGCGCCGCCCGCAGGAGGGCGAA
Molecule: messenger RNA, 1057 nt
Organism: Conger conger (European conger)
Lineage: Eukaryota; Metazoa; Chordata; Actinopteri; Anguilliformes; Congridae
Product: trans-2,3-enoyl-CoA reductase-like
Exons: 12
Coding region: 3-1016 (337 amino acids)
Biological process (GO): very long-chain fatty acid biosynthetic process
Molecular function (GO): oxidoreductase activity, acting on the CH-CH group of donors
Source: RefSeq, a predicted model, not a curated record